Molecule: messenger RNA, 561 nt
Organism: Histoplasma mississippiense
Lineage: Eukaryota; Fungi; Ascomycota; Eurotiomycetes; Onygenales; Ajellomycetaceae
Exons: 1
Coding region: 1-561 (186 amino acids)
Molecular function (GO): oxidoreductase activity
Source: RefSeq, a predicted model, not a curated record
AUGGGUCCCAAAAUGACCGAGGCGGCGCAGACGCGCCUAAAGCGCGUUGGGGCGGCGUUGGGCCUCGAUUUUAAGUUCGGAGGGUAUAUGGGUAGCUCAAGGCUUGCGCACGUACUUCUACAUACCACCGGUGCGGAGAAGGGGCUUGUGAUGCAAGGUAUGGUUUCUGAUAUAUUAUUCCGGUAUCAGUUGGAGCUGGAGGAGGAUAUCAGUUGUGUUGAUACGCUUGUGAGGGCUGCGGUGGAGGUGGAGGUGGGGCUGGAGGCGGGGGAGGUUAGGGAGUGGUUGGCUGGGGAAGGGGCGGGGCGUGGAGUACGGGAGAUUAUUGAGGAGGAGGCGAAGAAGAUUAGGGAGGGGGGCGUUCAGGGGGUGCCACAUUUCAUUAUCGGUGGGAAUUAUCAUAUCGAUGGGGCGGUGGAUGUUACAGAGUUUUUUCAGAAGGUAGUGGAGUUUAAGGAAAGGGAAGGAGGAGGAGGAGGAGGUGGUGGUGAUGGUGGGCUAGUGGUGACGACGGGCGCGAGUUGUAAGUUGUCUCCGGGCAGAGGGAAAAUGGUAUGUUAG